Messenger RNA from Quercus robur (English oak), 757 nucleotides. RefSeq lists its product as uncharacterized. The transcript has 3 exons. NCBI's taxonomy places the organism in Eukaryota, Viridiplantae, Streptophyta, Magnoliopsida, Fagales, Fagaceae. Gene Ontology annotation, biological process: photosynthesis. Gene Ontology annotation, cellular component: photosystem I. The record is from RefSeq and is a predicted model, not a curated record. The coding region runs from base 126 to 524 and encodes 132 amino acids.
AAAUUUAAUAAUUUGAAUCAUGCGAGUUAAGCAAAUUUAGACGGACCAAGGAAGCCUUAUCUUCAUCCCUAUCUAAAGGACAGGAAGAGAGUGAGAGAGAGAGUUGUAAUGGUUGCUCUCUAAUAAUGAGUUCAAUAGGCCAAAGUAUUCUGAUGGCACUGACUGUCACAGUGAACAAGUAUGCUUCAUCAAACGUGCAGGCAGUUCAUAGAAGUGAAAGAAAAAGACCAACCUCAACCAACACCAACUCUACCUCUACAGACAUAGCAAGGAGAGGCCUCCUUUUGUCCACAGUGCUUGCUGCUACUCAAAUUACUGACUCCAGAACUGAGCUUCUUCAAAAGUAUUUGAAGAAGUCAGACGAAAACAAGACCAAAAAUGACAAGGAGAGAUUGGAUAGUUAUUACAAGCGUAAUUACAAGGACUACUUUGAGUUUGUGGAAGGAUCUUUGAAAGGGAAAGAAGGGCAGCAGCUUACAGAAUCAGAGAAGGGUAUUCUCGAUUGGCUUAAAAGUAACAAAUGAAAUGACAUUUCAAAUUAUUUCUUGAAGCUAUAUAAUAAGCUGCUUAAAAAUGUUCUUGGUAACAACAAAUUUUUCUUGUCUAGCACCCCAUGUACUGUGAUUUCAGACCAAUAUCAGUAGGUAGGAUUUCUAUAUCUUGAGUUUUUAGUAUAACAAUGUCAAGUAGAUGAUACUUUUUGGUUAACAUUGGAAUUGACAUAUAUGAGAAGACUUGCAACAGUUGAAAUUGGAAA